AUGGGAAAAGCGAAGAAGACGAAAGUGUCAAAAUCGGCAGCAGAAGGUGGAGAUAGAUAUGUCCCAUUAGCUGAUCAAAUAUUAGACGACAAAAGUGUCAAAUCUACCAGUCGAGUGAAAGUUCGUAACCGGAAAGACAGAGACGACGAGUAUGUAGAUGACAAACUAUCAAAAAGAAUUUUGGAACAAGCCAGACAACAACAGGAGGAGCUGCAGGAAGAACAUGGAGCGAAGGGGAAGAGUAAAAAGCCAGCUCCGAGAACAACCCUUGGGACUGGAAAAAGCGAAGAUGACUCAGAGUCUUCUGGGGAUGAAGAUGUGGAAGAUGAUGAAGAAGUUUAUGAGUCAAUAGAGGUGAAUGAAGAGGAUGAGAAGGCCCUUCAGAUGUUUAUGAGUAAAGACCCUCCUGUCAGACGGACUCUGGCAGACAUCAUAAUGGAGAAAAUUACAGAGAAACAGACAGAAAUCCGCACACAGAUGUCAGAUAAUGCCAGUGUACAGAUGCAGGAGUUGGACGACAGAGUUGUUAACAUGUACAAAAGUGUGCGACCGAUUCUUCAGAGGUAUCGCAGUGGAAAACUGCCCAAAGCCUUUAAAAUUAUCCCCAACCUCAGAAACUGGGAACAGAUUUUGUAUUUAACAGAACCAGAUUCAUGGUCGGCAGCGGCCAUGUAUCAAGCCACACGUAUCUUCGCAUCAAAUCUCAACGCUAAAAUGGCACAGAGGUUCUUUAAUUUAGUUCUACUUCCGAGAAUUAGGGAUGACAUUGCUGAAUAUAAAAGACUUAAUUUUCAUCUAUAUAUGGCAGUGAGAAAAUCCUUAUUUAAACCUGCAGCAUUCUUCAAAGGAAUUCUUCUUCCUCUCUGUGAGGCUGGGAACUGUACGCUUAGAGAAGCCGUCAUUCUGGCCAGUGUUCUGGCUAAGUGCUCCAUCCCCAUGCUUCACUCUGCUGCUGCCAUAUUGAAAAUUGCUGAGAUGGACUACAACGGGGCAAACAGCAUCUUCCUGAAGACGCUGCUGGACAAGAAGUAUGCCCUGCCGUACCGCGUGGUGGAUGCCGUCGUCUUUCACUUCCUGGGAUUUCAGAGAGACAAGAGAGAGCUCCCUGUGUUAUGGCAUCAGGCAUUGCUGACCUUUGUACAGCGAUACAAGGAGGACAUUUCUAGUGAACAGAAGGAGGCUCUAAUGGAACUUCUACGUGCCCACACUCAUGAACUGAUCACACCAGAAAUACGGAGAGAACUUGUACACUCAAAAUGUAGGGAUGUUGAGGGUGAAAUGCCCCAAGGGAGUGGUGCAAUGGAGGAGGAGGAGGAUUGAGGGAGGGGGAUUACCCAAGGACUAGCUUACUGGGAAGUGAGGGGGGGGGCUUUGUUAACAGUGUCUUUGUUAACAGUUUGUGAUUGCUAAGAAAUGUUUGAACUCCAUGAUGUACAAUGUUAAGGCUUUUGCAAGGAGGCAAUACAUGUACAAUUAUAACGUUGUCGUGUUUCCAUAUUGAUACCUCCUAUGGUAACUGACAGGUCAAGUCUACUAGGCGGUCUGCCUAAGUUCCCUUCAUGCUUUGUCUGUCGCUAUACAAAGCACCUGCUAUAGGUAAUUUAAGCUUCUGAAGCAGUGCUCACACCUCCCUUUCCCGUUAAAUAUUUACAGCCCUGGAGUUUUUAAUCACCAUACACUACAGUGAACACUGGUUUAACAAUCAACAGUAAUAUUUAAAUCAUCAUUGUAAAAGAAUGCUGCUAAUAAUUUACAGUUAUUUGUUUUUAAAUAUUUAAUUAUGAUCCCACGUGUAACUGGGCUUUGCUAAAAAAAAAAAAAAAAAAAAGAAGAAAGUAUAAAGGAGUUAUUUUCUACAAGGUCUCCUAUCAGGGGUUUGCAUACUAUUGUGUAAUUAUAGAUGCAAGAUUGAAGUGACAUGCAACCAUAAUGAAAUAUUAAGAGAAAUAAGAUAUUCAUGUUUGGAAUCUUACCAAUGUUGAAAAUAAAGUGUUGUUUUAUAGUUA
Molecule: messenger RNA, 2006 nt
Organism: Magallana angulata
Lineage: Eukaryota; Metazoa; Mollusca; Bivalvia; Ostreida; Ostreidae
Product: bystin-like
Exons: 10
Coding region: 1-1320 (439 amino acids)
Biological process (GO): rRNA processing
Cellular component (GO): preribosome, small subunit precursor; nucleolus; cytoplasm
Molecular function (GO): snoRNA binding
Source: RefSeq, a predicted model, not a curated record